This is a messenger RNA of Trachymyrmex septentrionalis, 7446 nucleotides long. Its product is annotated as serine-rich adhesin for platelets-like. The coding region runs from base 341 to 7216 and encodes 2291 amino acids. Gene Ontology annotation, biological process: positive regulation of transcription by RNA polymerase II. Lineage: Eukaryota; Metazoa; Arthropoda; Insecta; Hymenoptera; Formicidae. The transcript has 11 exons. The record is from RefSeq and is a predicted model, not a curated record. Gene Ontology annotation, cellular component: transcription regulator complex; histone methyltransferase complex; nucleus.
UAUUGUUCAUGGCGUUUUAUGACUUGUCUCUUUAUAUUAGCGAUUAUGUCGAGUUUUUUCGCGAUCCCUGCCGCGCGCUGUGUGCCGAGUGUGAAGUAGGGCCCGCGCCGUGUGUUUUAGGUUAAGACCAGUGCCCGGGCGGUGUGCCUCCGUGCUGUACGGACGCGUGAAAUCCCGGAUAGUGUCGGAAAGAAAUGGGUAAACAAGAUUAGUAGAACUGGUGUGAUUUGGGACUGUCGGUGUACAACUGACACACGACAUCUCGUCAUCACACACAUAUUAGAGCAAUACCCCGAGGCGUUUCUACACUCUCUGGGUAGUUAUGUGAUUUGUGGUUGUCAUGGCGGCAGAUAGUGAUGGUGAUCUGAUCAAGACGGUGGUAACCUGUGAGGGUGAUCUUGGAGAUCCCGAGUUCCCUCGAAAGUUUGAAAUUAUUGUUGAUCAUCUCAAUAUCUUACUUUAUAAAAAAAAAGGAGAUGGUCUGAGAGUAAAUAAAAUAGAACCAUGGAAUUCAGUCAGAGUAACAUUUUCGAUACCCAGAGAAGCUGCUUUACGGCUUCGAGAGUUAGCAGCUCAGGGUUCUCCAACACUUACACAACUUGGUAUACUCUCAGUACAAGUCGAAGGAGAUCAGGUAAUAUCUUUAAGGAUAGCCAGUCGCUUUGGUGGAGAUGCGCAAGAAAUUGUGCUACAUUCUGGAACUACGCAAGAUGGUGGAGCAAAAUCACAAGGAGAUGGUACUAGUAAUACAGCUGCUGCUGACAGUAACCCUUCAACAGCUUUGCCUGGUCCCAGCAAUGCUACUAGCAUCUCGUCGACGCUACAUAAUGUUGCUCAGAUAAUAGCAGCUGGAACAUCAUCAGAGAAAGCUCCUCAGUUUCGUUCUCCGAAUGUAGUCGCGCCCACAGACUGUGAUCCUAUUCCACCGUUUCUUGCGAAAUCGGCACAGUCUACGUCAGCGGGCAACACUGGCGUUUCCGGAAACCAGCAAGUAAUUAAUCCUAAUGCAUCACCCAGAAACAACUACAACGGUCCUUUCCCAUUUGCCAGUAUGACACACGCUGCCCAAGCAAUACACAACCGCGAAUCGCAGUCUACAACCAUCAAGAAUACGAUGCAGUUCAAGCACCAUGCACAACCGCCACCACCAUAUCCAUCUCAAGAAAAUUUGGCGACAGUUACGGCAUUGACGACCGGUCACACGACAACACAACCAGUCGUUACUGUUGGACAGUUAACGAAUCAGUACAAACCUACGACGAUUGCUACAACAUCUAGUCUGUCACCAAACAACAGUACCAAUUUGGCAGGGAGUUCGAACGGUAGCGGGAAUCAGGUUGCCCUGUCCAGUCCGUUACUUGUGAAUCUUUUACAAAAUGAUGCUGGUUCGCAUGCGAAUAACGUUAUACCUGGUCAAAAGAUGUUACCACCAGCUGUUCUCGACAAUCCUGGACUUACCAAUUGUAUGAGACCCACCAAGAAACCUACAGUUAGGAGGAAAGUUCUCUCAUUGCCCAGCGAAUCGCCACCGAAUUCGGAUACCAUGAGAAGUGAAGACUUGGUCCUAGGGACAGCGACGACGACGCCGACUAUUUCCGAUUUGCCUCAGACUUCUACAUCAUCAGCGUUCGCGACUGUCAACGUUAAUCAACCGUCAACACUUCCGUCGCAACACACUACAGUCAACGUGAUCGGUACUGGUACUGGGCAAAAUAUGAUGCCACCACAAACAGUGCAUCAAAUGUCGGCUGGUGGACAGAUGCAGCAGCAGCAGCAGCAAAUUUUACACAAUCAAGUACAAACGCAGCAAAAGUUUUCCAUUAGGCAAGAUUUGGUUCAUAGAACACCAUUACAGAAUCUCUCUGCCAGGCAUCCGGUGAAUGGACAGCAAAUUAGAACACCAUUGCAACGACAGUUAUUGAUUCAACAACAGCAGCAACAACAGCAGCUUACGCAGCCGCAACAAAUAAAUCAACAACAAGUUCCACAAGGAGUGGCGCAAUCUACUCUGCUCCAGCAGCAGAAUACAAACGCACCGUUGCAAACUGCGUCCCUCAUCAAUCAGUCGAUGUUGCAGCAACAGCAACUGCAACAACAAUUGAUACAAUAUUCGACGGUAGGCUUAAAUGUCACGCAACAACGGCUAGGUUACUUAAAUAGUCAACGUCAGCAAACUCCACCCCCUUAUCCGAGGCAACCGGUACCUCAACAAACGCAUUUAAGUCAGCAAAAUCAGGGUCUCAAUGUACAACAACAGCUGCAUCACAAUCAGGUUAAGAACAUCAAUACGGAUACCAGCGCGAGUUCUGAUUUUCGUUACGGGCAGAGCCAGAAUAUCCUUAGUAGAAAUUAUCAGUCUCCUACAACGAGCAAUGCUAAUGGGACCACGUGGAACACACAAAGCAAUUCUAUUCCACAAGGUGCUCAAGUCAACACCACACGUCUGUCAGUCUCGAAUCAGGUUUCAGGUGCCUUUCCUCAAUGUGGCUCUCGUAUAAAUAAUUCUACUACUAUCAUUGCUCCAUCUGUCAACAAGAUGGAGACUUCCGAGUCUCCGAAACCGGAAGAGGAAGCCCCGGAGCCGGAACCGGAGCCAGAGUACACCUCGACCGGGAAAAUACGACAGUUUCUGAUCAAUCCUCUGACAGGACACUUAGAGCCAAUGCCCAGUGAAAGUUCAGAUUCAGAGCCAGAGAGUGCAGUGGAUAAUCAGGACGAUUUCUUUUCCUUUCCGUCUCCGUCGAACGAUAGAUCGAACUCCAUAUUCUCCGACGACGACGCGGACAGCAAUUUUUCAAGAAGAAACGAUACGACGACAAACACGGAUCAGUCCGAUUCCGAAACAACGGCAAAGUCUACCGCCAGCGAAGGAAGCUUGAAACAUAGUAGAAUAAAAUCCAGUAGGGAUACCGCGCAUAGUCCGAUGCCGGGAGAGAAAAUCAAACUACGAUUAAAAUUGGAAAAAUCAGAGCCGGUUACACCGGCUUAUAAGGUUGAUGUUUCUUUCGUGAAUACACCGCCCAUGCGGAAAGCCGACAAGUCUGUGAAUAAAAUGUUUGCCGGUGGUGUCCCGAGUACGGGGACCGGUGACGAACCGCUGCGAGUGCCUCCGUUACACAUUUCUUUAAGAGGACGUAACGCUUCAGUAGUACAAAGAGAAAAAGUUAAAAAGUCUCUAAAAGAGAGUGAGGGUGAUGCAAUUAAGAGAAGAGGUAAAUUGAAGAAGAUGAAGGAGUGCAUCGACGGGAACAAGUUGCUGCAGAAAAGAUCAUUAAACAUGAUUAUAGGCACCUCAUCUGCAUCGAAAUUACCUUUGUCUACUUCCACAAUAAAUAAUGCCAUUUGUAAAGUCGGCAAUAACAUAUUGCAAGCUGUUGCAGCCAAAUCCAAUGCCUUAAAACAAGAACUACCGGUGGAUGCUGUACGAUUACAAACUGGUACCACUACUAAACCAAGUUCGAGUAAAAACAGUGACAUGGAUGACAUACCGUUGAAUAGUAGAAUACCGUCUCCUUCGAAGCAUAAAUCUGCGAUUGCGAAUCAAUCUUUAAAUACUCCACAAGCUUUAACGAAGACUCAAGUGGAUCUCGAUGCACAGAAUCAUAUGCAAGAACAUAAGAUAGGAGGAGGUAAAACGAAAAGAAGGGAUUCUAAGAAAAAAUCGGAAUCUGGAGAUGGUUUACAUCGAGAACAAAAUCUGCUGUCGGGUGGUCGAAUUUUAGAUAAUCAAGCGAAAUGGAGAAAGCUCGCUUUUAAGGGCGAUAUAACUCAUACAAUAAGAAAGCCAGAUUCACUUUUAACCGGAAGUGAUUUUAGUACAAUCAAGAAAGUUGGCGAAAUUCGAAGAACGAGCGAUAGCGACAUCAGUAAAUCAGCGAUUGAGAAGAGUUCGUUGAGUAGUGUCGCUCCUAAAUUAACGGAGCUUAAUGGCGUGAAGAAAGACUUAAUAGCCAGAGAAGACAAGAGAAGGCGGUUAAGUUUGAUGGAUGAAAAAGAUCUGCAUUUAGGAGAAUCUCCAAAUACAGAAGUCACACAUUUUAACAGUCAGAAGACAGCUUCUGAAAGUUCUGCAACGGUACCAAGUAUCAAAACGAACGCCAGUUUGUCUUUUGAGAGUGAUUCUGGAUUAAAAUCGACAAAUUCGUCGCAACAGGGCGAUACUAGAAAUCCAUCAAACAAUCCUGAGACUAAGAUACCUGUGCAUAUAGAGACUACGACGAAAAAUUCUCAGCCACCCGUGGCAAGGAUGCUCUCUGUUAAGAGUAAAUCCGAUAUGGAGAAUUAUAUCGCCACUGUCAAAAGUCAGAACAUGAGUCAAAAGCUGAAAAAUCAUAUGAUUGCCAAGAGCGAGGUGAAUUCCAUCAUAAAUAGGCACAAUAAAACAGUCGAGCAGUUGAACUUUAGUCAUAAGAAGGCAGUUCAAAAUCAUGUUCAAAAGCAAGUCGAUAAGCCAACGGUAGAGAGCAAGAUGGACAGCGCAUCGCAAAGGAUUAGUUUGCUGAAGACUACGCCAAGCUCGGUAAUCAGCAAUUCAGUAGAUCAAGUUCCCAGGUCGCAGAGUGUCGACGUACCAGUGAACAAGCCAACUUUACCCAUCGGCGAGAUAAACGUGACCGAAGCAAAAGUGAAGCAAAAGCUGCUUGAAAAUACAGCAGUACCGAUUGGGAUCGGUGUUGACGCGAAUAUCGAGAGAGUCGGUAGUGGCGGUGGUGGCGAGGAUUCCGGCAUCGAGUCGAUGGACGCUCUUUCGGAAAAAUCGCCGAACCAAGGGGAGUCUCCUUUGCAUAGGCCGGCAUCGGCAACCGAAUCGGUGACACAAAGCAGCGCGAAGAAUGUAAUACAGGGGGAACCCUCCCUAUCAACCACCAAUAAGAACGUGCCUUCCUCAACUAGUAGUAGUGAUAUGUGUUCAAAUUCCCAUUCGGAACUUCUUAAGUCCAGUGGCCCACAAAGGUUAAGUCCUGUGUCUGUAACGAGUUAUUUUGAGAAUCAGUUGAAUCGCAAUAUAUCAAACUCCAGUGAACACGACGCGAAGAAUGUGUCUAGCGAAAAAUCGUCGACAAUUCCGAGAACUGGUGGUGGACAUAGUGAUUUGGUUGCUAGUUUAGAUACAGCGAAUAAUGACAAAAGUAUCCCCAGUCCCCUGGUGACGGGUACAGUGACUGUUGUGACAGCGUCUAUAACCAGCAGUAUAAAUAGUGAUAAUAACUUAUUGCAAUGUGCACAUCAGCAAGCAAAAGACUUCUCUGAUAAGGACAGUUCUAGCGUUAAAUUAGAGAGUACUGUUAACCAAAAUGAUCAGGGUAAGGCAAACUCUAAGCACGAGGAGUUGAGAGGUGCGGAAAGUGUAUCUGAAGACAGCACGAAGGCGGUUGUAGAAAGUAACAGUGCAAUUAGACUAAGCGAUGAACCUCACGGACAGAAUAAUAAUAAUAUUAAUAAUAAUAAUGGUGUGCCUAUAAUACAAAAUCACGUUGCUUAUAAUAAAGUUGAAACUGUAAAGCUCGAUAGUGCGGUCGCGAACAAUGCUAACGCGGCAGCAGAUAAUUCUUGCUCGAACGGUGAGAGUUGCAAAUCAGAAAUCAAAGUAGAAUCUAAAAUUAACGUAAAAGUGGAUGACACCAGGCAAACCGAUCGGUUUGAGGUCUCAAAAAAUAGUAACGUUUCACUCAACACAACGCCGGUUAAACUAGAAACGUGCACUGAACAGAACCAGAAGUAUAAUGUACAAAGUCAUCAACAAAUCAUGCUCAAAGAGCCUUCUGUAAAUCUGCAAAAAGUGACGGACGAGUUGGUUAAGAAGAUGGUUAACGACACGAGCGAUCUGAAUGCGGAUAUCCAGUCACCUCUCCGCGAAGAUCCGCAGCCUAUCCGAAUCACACCACCCUUGUACACAUAUUCCAAUCCCGUGGUACUGCAACGCGAUGAAACUCCGAGUCCGGCCGCACAGAAUCCCGAAGUGGAUUCUAGCGAUGUGGAGCACCUUAAGCGUAAACGUAGGAGAAAACAGGAGCUUGAGGGUCGGCAGGACGUUAUAUGUAUAGAAGAUAACGAUGAGGGACACUUUGUGGAGAGACUGAACUCCAAUAUUUCGGAGGAGUAUGUCAAAAGGCCACCGAAGUCGUUGCUGGAGCAGUUGCUAAUCGAUAUUCCGAACGACAACAAUGAGAAAAGAUCGCUGAGAACUAGAUCACAGAAGUUGAAUAGUCCGGAUAUUGUCAAGACUCCGAAGAGCAGCCCUCACGGUCCUAACAAAUUAGAGGAACGACGUAGUAUAUCGCCCUACGCAAAAGCAAGUCCAAAACUGGCAGUAUCGAAACUGUCUCCUAACGCGACAAUAAAAAUAGGGAAACGGAAAAGGCAAGAAAGCGAGAGUUCCGUUGCAUCGAGCACAGCUGAUGAUCCACAGCCGAGACCAGGUAAACGGAAAUGCUCAGAGAAUGCUGCAGAACUUAUUAAAGCUUGCAUGGGUGUAGAAGAGACUGGUUCUAUAAAGAAACAAGUACCUGGCAAGGAAGAGCAAUCAAAGAAGGGGUUCAACAUAUUGGCAAAGGCUAAGAAAGGUCCCAUUGUGGUAGAAGUAGAUUCGUCUGAUGACGAACCAUUGAUUGAGUCUGUAGGAAAAGCAAGAGUACGAUUGUCAGAUGAAACAUCCGCUGCUUCCCCAAAGUCCAAAGAUCAAAAUAAUAGAGUGCAAAGAGAGAGCCGUUUGUUAACCACCAAGCAACCGACCACGGCAACUGUGACAAUGACGACGACGACGUCGAUGACGACGACGACAACGACGACAACGACAACAACGACGGCGAUGACGAUGACGUCAACGAUAGCAACAACAACAACAGUAACAAUGACGCCGACGUUGACGACUAUCACGACUACAACUACGACUGCAACUACGGCGGCGGUGGCGGCGGUGGCAACGACAGCGACGGCAGUUACUGUUGGGAAGGAGAGAUUACGGGGCACUUCCGUAUCCAGCAACGAGUCUGUGGGCGAAGUAACGACAAGAAGGUCUGUACGACAGAAUACAGCUUCACCUCUAGCUACGCCAGCGAGCAACACUAGGGGCGCAUCUAAAUCAUCAGACGAUAUUAACAGAAGGAAAACUCGUAGUGGUGCUGCGGGAAAACAUUGUUUUAGUAACGGCGGAGACAGCAGAGCAAGCGAAACGGAGGCGAAUAUCCCGAGAAAACAAAUGACCUUCGGGAAGUGACCUUGACAGUGAUUAGCUACCGCUCGUCAAGGCCUAUCUGUCUGAUAAAUCCGAUAUAAACGGAUAUUUGAUCGCCGUGUGGCUGGAUCCCACCUGGUGAAACUGUAUGCAUCACACUAGCGCACAACGUUGCUGUAUAUGUAUCGGGAGUAUUGUAUUAAAAAGAAGUGCUGGACGGUGUGAAAAUAUUUCGUGAUGAAAAACAUUUGUUGGCCGAUAUUAGUCAUGUA